CACUCAACACGUAUAGUACUAACUCUCCCUUUUCAUCUCCAUCUUCUUCUCCGAUCCACACUUCCGAUUCCCCACAUUGCUGACGAGCCAAGGAUCGGAUUUCCAGGAUUCUGCAGGUCUGAUCUAACAACAACAACAGCCAGCGUACUACGUUGUUUCGUCGUCGUCGUCGGCCAAUUAGCUAAGCAUCAGCAUGGGCAGCGGAGGAGGAGUUUUGAGCGAGGGUGUAUUGAAGAAGAUCGUCCUCUCCUACACCUACGUCAUCAUCUGGAUCUUCCUCUCCUUCUCUGUCAUCGUCUACAACAAGUACAUCCUGGACCGCAAGAUGUACAACUGGCCUUACCCAAUCUCCCUCACCAUGAUCCACAUGGCUUUCUGCUCCUCCUUGGCUUAUCUCCUCGUCCGGGUCUUCAAGCUCGUCGACCCGGUCUCCAUGUCUUGGCCGCUCUACCUUAAAUCCGUUGUCCCCAUUGGUCUCCUCUACUCCCUCUCCCUUUGGCUCUCAAACUCCGCCUACAUUUACCUCUCUGUCUCGUUCAUCCAGAUGCUCAAGGCCCUCAUGCCCGUCGCGGUCUACUCCAUCGGCGUUAUCUGCAGCAAAGAGUCUUUCAGCCCUGACACCAUGCUCAACAUGCUCUCCAUCUCCAUCGGGGUGGCCAUCGCGGCUUACGGGGAGGCCAAGUUCGAUUCUUGGGGGGUGAUUUUGCAGCUCGGAGCGGUGGCGUUUGAGGCCACCAGGCUCGUCAUGAUCCAGAUUCUCCUCACCUCUAAAGGUAUCACGCUUAAUCCCAUUACCUCCCUUUACUACGUGGCGCCGUGUUGCUUUGCAUUCUUGUUUGUGCCGUGGGUCAUGGUGGAAUACCCGGAUUUGAAGGAGAAUUCCAGCUACCAUUUGGAUUAUAUGAUCUUUGGGACCAAUUCUUUCUGUGCUUUUGCUCUGAAUCUUGCUGUUUUCCUGCUGGUUGGGAAGACCUCGGCUUUGACUAUGAAUGUGGCUGGGGUGGUUAAGGAUUGGAUGUUGAUUGCGUUCUCAUGGUCUGUGAUUAAGGACACUGUCACCCCUAUCAACUUGGUUGGGUAUGGGCUGGCUUUCAUGGGGGUGGCAUACUAUAAUCACAUAAAGUUGCAGGCUCUCAAGGCCAAAGAAGCACUGAAGAAGAGUGGAGAGAAUGAUGAUGAUCAGGAGUCUGGCAAGUUGUUGAUGCAGGAAAUUAGGGAAGGGGAGAAUAAUAAUGCAAUUAAAUCGAACGGGGAAUGAUUGAUGAUAUGAUGAUCUUUGGAUUCAAUGGUGCUGACAUUUUUGGUAGGUUAGGAGGGAAUUGAAACUGAUGAUAUGAUAUGAUCAGGCAAUAUAAUGGGUUGGUUGUUCAUCAAAGAUGAUUUAAUUUUAGGGUUUGAAUUCUAGUUAUGAGGUUGUAGGGAGUUGUUGUUCUUUCAUUCCACUGCCCAUUUUGUCUGUUGAGUUUUAUGGUGUUCAGUCAUAGAGGUAGUAGUACUCAAUUCAUGUUGUUAUGUGUGCAUGGUACCAGGGAGUCUGAGAUUUACAUGUUGCUAGGAACCAUAUAUGGCUUCUUGCCCUUUUCACUUGGUCUUAAUUGAUGUAAUAUCCAUCUUGGAUCUCUUA
Molecule: messenger RNA, 1624 nt
Organism: Ipomoea nil (Japanese morning glory)
Lineage: Eukaryota; Viridiplantae; Streptophyta; Magnoliopsida; Solanales; Convolvulaceae
Product: probable sugar phosphate/phosphate translocator At5g25400
Exons: 2
Coding region: 194-1258 (354 amino acids)
Cellular component (GO): Golgi apparatus; endosome; trans-Golgi network
Molecular function (GO): antiporter activity
Source: RefSeq, a predicted model, not a curated record